AUGGCACCGAAAAUACCCGUGAGGUGCUGGGCAUCAAUACCCCGACCUUCAAGAGCACCCUCAGCGCUCAUCGCCGGCAUACAACACCCCCAACCGACAUCGCUAGCCUUCCGACCAGCCCUCUCCGUCGUCGCGCAAACCACCCAGACGCGCGGCGUCAAGUAUGGCUGGAGCACGCUCCCGAAACGGUCGAGCUUCCAGAUAAAGUACAAUUCGGGCAACGGCCUGCCAGAGCCAACGACAUCCCCGGCGGCGGCACAGAAGCGCAAGGAGCGUAACACGCCCCUCCGGACGGGCAUCCUGGCCACCAAGAAGGGCAUGACGGCCUAUUACACGCGCAACGGCAAACGCAUGGCCUGCACGGUUCUGCAGGUCGAAGAGUGCCAGGUCGUGUCGCACAAGACGCGCGAGAAGCACGGCUACUGCGCCGUGCAGCUGGGCUGCGGGUCAAAACGGCCGGCCAACGUCACGGCGCCGGAGCUGGGGUACUAUGAGGCCAAGGGGAUCCCGCCGAAGGCGCACCUCGUCGAGUUCCAGGUGCUGGACGAGAAGGGGCUGGCGCCGCCUGUCGGCGUGCAGCUGCUGCCGGACUGGUUCCACAAAGGACAGUGGGUGGACGUCAGGGCGAACUCGAGGGGCUUCGGUUUCGCGGGUGGUAUGAAGAGGCAUGGGUUCAGUGGGCAGGAAGCCAGUCACGGUAACUCGAAAAAUCACAGGACGAUGGGUAGCGUUGGCCCGUCACAGGGAAGCGGUUCGAGGAUCCUGCCCGGCAAAAAGAUGCCCGGGCGGAUGGGCAAUGAGAGGGUGACGAUGCAAAACCUGGCGGUCCUGCGGGUGGAUAACGAUUUGGGUAUCAUCGUGGUCAAGGGGUGUGUGCCAGGACCAAAGGGUGCGUUGGUCAGGGUCUCGGACGCCGUCAAGCAGGACCCACCGCCGCAGGAGUUCAUCGACAGGAUGAACCAGGCGCUGAACGAGCGAUUCCCCAACGCCGAAGAAGACCUUACUGAGGCGCGGAAGAUGCACAUGGAGCUCAAGCAGAUGAGGAGAGAGGGCAGGAUAGCCGAGGCUGUUCAGAUGGGUCUACAUGAGACCGCUGAGGAGGCCGAGACACCAAUCGUAGUGUAG
This is a messenger RNA of Diaporthe amygdali, 1125 nucleotides long. Its product is annotated as mitochondrial 54s ribosomal protein 9. Gene Ontology annotation, cellular component: mitochondrial large ribosomal subunit; ribosome. Gene Ontology annotation, molecular function: structural constituent of ribosome. The record is from RefSeq and is a predicted model, not a curated record. Gene Ontology annotation, biological process: translation. Bases 1 to 1125 code for a protein of 374 amino acids. The transcript has a single exon. Lineage: Eukaryota; Fungi; Ascomycota; Sordariomycetes; Diaporthales; Diaporthaceae.